This is a messenger RNA of Rhipicephalus microplus (southern cattle tick), 4521 nucleotides long. RefSeq lists its product as uncharacterized. NCBI's taxonomy places the organism in Eukaryota, Metazoa, Arthropoda, Arachnida, Ixodida, Ixodidae. The record is from RefSeq and is a predicted model, not a curated record.
AUGACGACCUGCAGAGACACUGGAGGUCGAAGUGGAUACGUGCACGAUCGAGAGUUCCUCAUUCUGUGGAGUAAUGAUAGGCAGAAAAUACUCAUCGACUUCUUCAAGGAGAACGAGUUUCUGUACAAUCCGAUUCAUCCAGACUACAAGAAGAGGAGGCUUCGAGACAAGAAGAUCCUCGAAUUGUGCAGUACGCUCGGGUGUUCGAUGCUAGAAUGCAAGAACAAGUUCCACAACUUGCGAACCUACUUCUUCCGUGAGUACAACAAGGUGCUCAAACACAACGGGACGAUCAAUGGGAACGGGGAGGAAGCGUACACUUCCAAGUGGGACUUCUACGAAGACAUGAAGUUCCUGAACGUAUGUUACCUCCCGCGAUCCAUGGAGAUGGCGGCUGGAAUCGAGAACAGCCACGAACCCGCGGCAGACACGUCUGGCACGGAGAACAACUGGGAAGUCGGCAAUAUUCUGGAGCCAUACUGCCUUAUUGACGAGUCCGCUGAAGUUCUGGAGGCCGAGCAAGAUAGCUCGAGUGUCUCGGAGCACCGCGCUCCGACGCCUCCUCACAAGCGGAGAAAACAGCAGGAGGAGCAGUCGACGACGUCGGCGACGCCUACCCGGAACGGUCCGCGGCUCGAUGAGGAGCACUACUUCGGAAUGUACGUCGCGGCCGCGCUCCGCACCUUCGAUGCCUUGGCCCGUGACACGGCCAAGGUGAAGAUCAUGGACUUAAUCAUGCAUUUAAGGCACAAUGUCGACCCUAACCAUAGAAAGUGAUUGAAGGUUAAUAGUCCGGCAUGUAAAUCAUAGGAAGUCUCACCUUGAUGUUGUACACACAUCAUGCUCGUAUACAAAGUAACCGUGGCAAUAAUCAAUGUGGGUGAGUGUUUUACGCCCCGUCGUUCAAGUUCUCACGUCAUCAUGAGUUUCUUCUGCCGGCAUUUAGUUUUUUGGCCACGCUGAAGCAUGUGCGACCUUGUUUUGUUUGUAGCGGUGUACUACAAGCCGAAGCAAAGCGAAAAGUCGAAGCAAGUUUGUCACUUGAUUGAGCCCGGUGAGUGAAAUGCAGUCAUGGUCACAUGUUUAAGCGCAUCCACAUCGAUUUGUACUCAGUACCUAUGAAAAUCUGUGCAGCCAAGCUCAAGGUCACGGUUUUGAUCUCCAGCCGUUUUACAAUCGUGACUGAAAUGUAAAAGUGAUCGUGUGUUGUUCUCAUGAAUCUCAGGAAUGUCCUCCAGCUAAAUAUUUUUGAAUCUGUUUUGUUCAGAACAGUUAUGGCAUGAAAUGGGCAGUUCUUUAAUCACCACUAGCAUGCUUAAAUAUACUCGGGAAAUAUGGGAAAGGGGCAAUACGGGGCCCGAAAGUUACUUUUCCAUGGAUCAUGGCUUUCAUCAUUUUCUGCUUUAAUUAAAUUGACCACUGUUCAUGGUCCAAAAGAGCGUUGCACCGGCAGUUGCCAGCACUUAUCUAGCAGCCAUAGCAUUGACACGAUACUGCCCUCUGAGAUCAUAUGCUGGCAACAAUCUCGGAGCCUAGCAAAGCUCAUGGCAUCAGCCAAACACACAAGUUCUGCGCAGCAAGUCUACCUACCACACCAGUAUGGUUAUGUACUAGAAAAAGAGAAUCAAUGCAUUGACAGCUUUGGAGAUUGUUGUUGCUAUCUAUGCAUGUUCUUCCUUGAUCUGUGGCGUAGGAAUCGAUGAAGGUUUUCGUAACAAACUCAGCGCAUUUACAGGUGCGCAAGCUUCAUGUAAAAAUGCGUAUAUGAAUCGAGCAUACUUGUAAUUGUGGAUUCAUAGCAUCACAUGAUGCACUAACAUGAAACCGCAUGCAAACUCAAAAUUUCCUCCGGAUUUCGCAUAGCAAUACUGUGUCUUGUCAAUUCACAUGACGCUUUAACAGAUGGCAACAGUGUGAAAGUAUGGAUGGUUGAACUAGCAAAGCAUCCACUUAUAAAAUGUUUUGCCAUGUAUCGACUGUUGUUCUGGGUUGCAUUUACGAAGGUAUGGGCAUUGUAUGUAGUUAUUUAUGAGAAUUAGUCUUGCAUUGUUAUAUAUUUAUUUUUAUUUUCUAACUUGGGGUGUUGGUUUUAUCGUGGGGUGGGUACUGCGCGGGAAAAUGUGCGGAAAUAUUUCUCCAAAAUGUCUUUCUCAGACGUUAAGCUUAUUUCAGUGUGAUAUUCUCUCCUCCUUUAUUUUCCUUAAAAUUCUGCGUGAUGUGUACACAACUCGUGGUCAUCUUGCAGGUGAUUGCAAGAGCUUCUGUUCGGUGAAGUCUGAACCAAAUAUGGCAGCGGUGUAAAUGCUUUAUCACUUGUAAAGCUGGCUUGAAGUAGACUGAAUGGUGACGUAGCUUAUGGUAUGGUACGCUGUGAAUGUUAAGGUUUUCACACUUUUUGUGAUAGCACAUUUCUAAACAUUUGUUCUAGUGAGAGCUGUGGUUUUUGUGGUUGUGAUGUAAAGUAUUGCGUUUCAAGUAGUAGUUAUGUGCAGCGAUUCCUCGCUCCACGUUGCCGCUCACAGUGACGUAAUACACCAUUACUACUGUAUUCGUCUUCAUUAAUGCAUCACGACUGCUACUGUAAAUGUGUGCAUCGUUAAACAAAAGUGGGGCUGGGGAUCAUACCACGACUAUAAGUAGUCUUCCUAUCUGGCUUUGCAUAGCCCUACCAUUCCCCCCUUUUAUUUUUCACGUUCAGUCCUUCCCCCCCCCACUUUAUUAAAAGGUCAUUGUAAUUGAUAAUCGCCAAUAUUUUUUAUAGCAAACUUCCCCGGUUACGUGAACACACUAGCCACACACUUUGAAAACUCCCACGCUCUUUAAACUACACUUCUGUUGGGUGCAAUAAUUAUUCCCCAAAUUUUCAUUUCUCAAUACUGUACAUUGCGUGGUACAUACCCAUCAGGAAUGCAAUUCACAUUUAGAUAUUCUGAGAAAUUAACGAUGGAAAUGCUUUAUGGACAAGUGGUAGUUUUUGUAUGAUAGCAAUAUUCCCUAAAUAGUUUAAUGAAUUCAUGAAUUUUUUCAUAAAGGUGCACUGUUAUAGAAUAUGCAGUCCUAUUAUACGACACUGCAUAUGACACUGCAUAGGUGUUUAUGAUGACCUUGUACGUGUUAUACACUGUAAAGGUGUACAACUAAGCAUGUAUAAUUGAGUGAAAUAGAAAUAGCAUUUCAAAUGUGCACUCUUGUAAAAGAACUGAGGUUAGUCUAAUAAUGGAACAAUUUACUGAUAAAUCUUUUUUACCAUUUGCGACUUUUGGCAAUGCAGCAACAUUUCAAAUGUUGUAAUCAAUUUUGGUCCGUGUGAUCACGUAACCCUGCGCUCUUUACUGUAAGGAUGAUUUCUCUAGCCACUGCCAAUUGGACGUCAUAAGUCUUAAGAGACUAUAGCAGUGGUUGUUGAAUAGCGAGUCAAUUUACGCCAGCAAAAAUAGAAUACAGUUUUACAGUGGCAGUUGAGGGUGCCAGCCAGCAGCUUAGCUUUGACUGGUGAAGUAUAAAAGUCUACAAUAUGUCCAGAGUUUGUGCAUUUUAGAGGAAGGAGAAAAAACUUCUACAUGUUCCGCAGGUAGUGGCGGUGAGGAACUGACGUAACGUUUUCCUGUUUGUCGUCGUAGUCAGGUUCGAACGUCUGUUCGGAACACUGGACGUGUACGCUGCUCAGGUCCAUGGUGUUGUUAGUUUUCUAGUGUCUCACUGUUCUUGCAAGCACUCCCUGGGGUCGCAUUUUUCUAUCAUUAAUUUUCUACAACAUAUUCACCAACAUAAGGUGCAAUGCGUAAUGUCAAAUAGUCACAAAGCUUCUUCGCUGUUGCAAAGUUACGGUUACCAGUGUAUCCAGUGGUUACCUUGAUGUUGUGGCCAGUCAGUCCAGUGUCACUGAAUGUUGACGUGGGUCGGAAAUAGCGUUGGUGUCAUUUUUUUUGACUAAUUGAUUGAUUGAUUUGUGGGGUUUAACGUCCCAAAACCACCAUAUGAUUACGAGAGACGCCGUAGUGGAGGGCUCCGGAAAUUUCGACCACCUGGGGUUCUUUAACGUGCACCCAAUCUGAGCACACGGGCCCACAACAUUUCCGCCUCCAUCGGAAAUGCAGCCGCCGCAGCCAGGAUUUGAGCCCGCGACCUGCGGGUCAGCAGCCGAGUACCUUAGCCACUAGACCACUGUGGCGGGGACUUUUCUUGACUAAUGUGAGUAAAUUUUUACGGAAAGGUUCUCAAAAAUGCAUUGGAACUGGUCGAAGGACAAGAGGAUUCAGAACAAAUGAACGUUGCCGAGAGCCUUUACAAGGCAAGCACAGGCAAGAAUAAUGCCUCGUUUUUAAUGUGCCAUAAAUAUGUCCUCCCAAUCGUAGCUCAGCUUAUGAUCAUUCUCAUUUCUUUCGAGUCAACUAAUAGUAGAACAAUACUUAAAACAAGUAGGACUUAUUUUGGCAUUAUUGUUACCAACUGCUUCAAUGAGUGUAGCCUUGCAUUUGAGAUUAAAUGCUCACUUCCACGAAAUCGUGGGUCAUGCAGAAA